GGAAAGUUGAUGUCCACUGCCUGCCAGGACACAAACGCGUACACAUGGGAUGUUGCUGCGAUUGUUACAGAAGCCGGCCUCGACGACCUACUUUUGAGUUCAAAGGCCAACAAGUCGGUACUCCAUGCUACUGCUACACGACCUUCAGUGCAACGACGUCUGCCUAAUCAUCGGAUACCCCAAGGUUUCUUUGAUGGUGUCCCACCAGAUCGCUCCCAUUCCUCCGCACGAGACCAUCCCCACUCCUCAGUACCACCAGGCAGCACAUUUCUUGGUCGUUUAUUCCACCGGUUGAACCGCAGUCCCUCCAGUGCCCAUACUACGUCGCCAUCCUCUCCUCUCGAAUGGGCUCGAAACAUUAUGAAGCGGCGCGUACGACGUGAUGAGGGUAUCAAAGUUCAAGGGUGCAGCCCUGCGGUUGUCGAGGUUCCGUAUGCGAAGGGCAAGCGUAGAAAUGCUUGCGCGAGGGAGAAACGAAAAAGACUAUUCCCCCAAAAGAAUCCUACUGCAAGUAGUUCGCGGCCUCCAAAGCCCAAUAUCACCCAGCCAUCUUCGCAACCACAGGCAGCUAACUCCUUGUCGUCCACCACAUCUGCCGUCGGCAAUGUCACUGCAAUAGCCGCGACUUCGACACCCUCACGCCCAGAUGCGACGAUAAGGCAGGCAGGACUUUGGACUCGCUUCUGGCUCUUUCUUGGUUGUCUCUCUCCUGAAUACACGGUCGGUCAUCAGUAGAUCUUCUUUUUCAUUUCAAUAUACCCGCUCGUCUGCUCGCUUUUCCUGGGGCAGCUGAUUGCAUAGCAUCAGUCCACUCUUCCUCUACUUCAAAAGCCCCCAAUUCACUUACUUUCCCUCCCGCUGCUAAUGAUAUUGCCAUAGUAGACACUGCUCCUCGUGCUUAUCUCGACGUAUACAAUGCACGCAAUAAUGUCCCUCACGCACAUCGCGAUAUCCUCCUCGUCAUCGGCUACCCCAGACUCGUUCCCUACUACCUUCCUAGGUUCUUGCUGCAUCGCAUAGAUUAAAUUCUUCUCCUACAUCAGAGGUGGAGGAUCUCUGUUUCAAAUCUCACGGACGAGCUUUACAAUGAAAUACGCACGCGU
This is a messenger RNA of Suillus discolor, 1103 nucleotides long. RefSeq lists its product as uncharacterized. The transcript is spliced from 5 exons. NCBI's taxonomy places the organism in Eukaryota, Fungi, Basidiomycota, Agaricomycetes, Boletales, Suillaceae. The coding region runs from base 10 to 735 and encodes 241 amino acids. The record is from RefSeq and is a predicted model, not a curated record.